Molecule: messenger RNA, 3911 nt
Organism: Peromyscus eremicus (cactus mouse)
Lineage: Eukaryota; Metazoa; Chordata; Mammalia; Rodentia; Cricetidae
Gene: Raver2
Product: ribonucleoprotein, PTB binding 2
Exons: 12
Coding region: 24-2045 (673 amino acids)
Cellular component (GO): cytosol
Molecular function (GO): mRNA binding
Source: RefSeq, a predicted model, not a curated record
GUCUGCAGCGGGGCGCCGGGAAGAUGGCGGCGCGGGGAGGCAGCGCGGGGGGCGCGGGCCUGGGAUCGGGACCCUCUGCUGGGACGGCGGGGGAGGCCGCGGAGCCCGCGCUGCGCCCGGGAGAGGUGGCCGCGCUGCACCCCCAGGAGGUGGCCGCGCGGUUGCAGCGGAUGCGGCGGGAACUGAGCAACCGGCGGAAAAUUCUGGUGAAAAACCUGCCCCAGGACAGCAGCUCCCAGGAGGUUCACGAGUUACUACAGGACUAUGAGCUCAAGUACUGCUAUGUGGACAGGAAUAAACGAACAGCUUUUGUUACCUUAUUGAACGGGGAGCAAGCGCAGAGUGCGAUUCAGAGGUUCCAUCGGUUUUCUUUCCGAGGCCGAGAGUUAAUAGUGCAGCUGCAGCCCACAGAUGCUCUGUUGUGCAUCACCAACCUGCCCGUCUCUUUCACGUUAGAAGAGUUUGAAGAACUCGUCCGUGCCUAUGGGAACAUCGAGAGGUGUUUUUUGGUCUACAGUGAAGUCACUGGCCACUCCAAAGGCUAUGGGUUUGUGGAGUACAUGAAGAAGGAUUUCGCUGCCAAGGCUAGACUGGAGCUAUUGGGCAGGCAGAUGGGCACGUCGGCACUCUUUGCACAGUGGAUGGAUGUUAAUCUCUUGGCCUCAGAGCUCAUCCAUUCUAAGUGCCUUUGUAUAGAUAAACUGCCCAGUGACUACAGGGAUUCAGAAGAGCUCUUGCAACUCUUCUCUGGUAUCCACACACCGGUGUUUUGCCAGCUUGCACAGGAUGAAGGAGGUCACGGUGGUGGCUUUGCAGUGGUUGAAUAUAGCACUGCAGAGCAUGCCGAAGAGGUGCAGCAGGUGGCGGAUGGCAUCACCGUCAAGGGGAGCCAAGUCCAGCUAUCCUUCUGCGCCCCCGGAGCCCCGGGGCGAAGCACUCUUGCAGCCCUCAUAGCGGCCCAGCGCGUGAUGAACAGCAGUCAGAAGGGAUUACUGCCAGAGCCAAAUCCGGUACAGAUUAUGAAAAGUUUGAACAAUCCUGCCAUGUUACAAGUUCUUCUGCAGCCCCAGCUGUGCGGACGAGCAGUUAAACCAGUUCUCGGAGUCGCACCCAGCUUGUCUCACCUGCUGAGUCGGGCGUCCCUCCCCUCCGCGCUGUUACACUUCAGUAAAGCACAACAGAGCUCAGUUGUGAGUAGCGCGUCACCCUUAGUCCUUCAGAAUCUUUCUCACCUCCCGUUGGUCCAGCAGCAGUUGGUGAAGUUGGACAGUACCCACACUAACAAUAAGCCCGGCUUGCUCGGAGAGCCCCCCACCAUGGUGCUGCAGCCUGCGCUGGCGAUCGGGCCUCCGCUUCCCCUGAAAACGGACCUGGGACACCACGGAGAAGCACACAAAACAUCUAAUCUGAUUCCAACUCAGACGACACUGGCAGCCGGGCUGGGCCUCUUACCGUUCUUCCCACACCAGCUCACUGCCGGACAAGCCGGGCCGGGCCGUGGGACCGCUCAGGAGAAGCAGUCAGCCUCCGCGGGCAUGACCGAAACUAGUUUCUCAGGGUCACAGCAGUAUCUGCAGACCUUCCCAGGCCUUCCUGCUGGAGGCCCGCUGACAGGCCACCAGAAGACGCAGAGCCAGCCGAAAGGCACAGAGGCUGCCUCUAAGAAUCAGACUUCACUCUUGGGAGAACCACCAAAAGAAAUUCGGCUCAGUAAAAACCCGUAUUUGAAUUUGGCAAGUGUGUUACCCAGCGUGUGCCUAUCCACUGCAAGUAAAGGUACAGCACAGAAGACUGGAAUUGCAGGCAACAUUCUGGAUGCAAUCUCUCAGGGAAAUGAGUCCCAGCAUGUACUGGAGAAAUGCGUCACCUACUCUCCACCCUUUGAGGAUUAUGCCCAGGUGUCCUCUUUGAGAAAUGAGAAGCGAGGCUCCUCCUAUCUCAUCUCUGCCCCAGAAGGGGGCGCAGUGGAGCUCGUUGGCCAGCGCCCCCAGGACACAGGCGUGAGCUACACAGAAACCUACUUGAAGAAGAAGCGUGUGUACUGAGCAGGCUGUCUCCUGCCCGCCUGCUGCUCAUCGCUGCCUUAACUCCAUUCACACUAGCCAUAUCCUUUCGAUACGGGUUUCUGACUUCCCAGAAGGAACUGUCACGCAGCAGGCAGGUCAGCCGACUACCCAGCUAGCAAUAAGAAACGUCAUUGGUUGAGGGCAUUUCCCACAAGCAUUAGAUGUGUCUUAAUCCAUGUGAUAACAGCUCAGCUCACUGGAGCAUCAGCAUUCCAACAGUCCUUGUUUUGGGGCCUGGGAACAAUUUUGACAUCAAAGUCUGAAGCAAUAAAUGGGAAACAGUGUUUUGUUUCCUUAGCCUUAGAAUGAAUUUCUUAUAAGCCAAUGUGCAUUUAUCUUACUCUCCCUAAGAAUAAUCUCAUCCGUAGUCUUUCCUCAGACUGCAAGGGUGCCGCCAGACAGAUGCUUGUCGUGCAGACUCCAUUAGUUCUACACCAGCCACGAAAGAGCGACCCAUUGGCAGAGUGACAGUGAUGUCACCUCACAAGCUUGACUCGAAGGUGUCAUUUACCAUUUAUAACCUUUUGUGGAACACAGUACUUCAGGAAAAGUAACUUCGGUUACAUCAUACAAGGGUUAGCGAGUCCACACUAGGGCACAUGCAGUCCACCACCUAGUUUUGUGCCGUCCAUGAACCAGUGAUUACAUUUCUGAAUGCCUGGGGUAGGGGAGAUCUUCCAACCGGAAACUGCAGUUUUAGUGUCCCCGAGAUUUUAUUUGGAACACAGUGACGCUCACUCAUUUCCAUAUUACAUUUGUGUCACAUCGGGAACCGAGUAGCCUCCACAGAACCACAGAGCCUGCAAAGCCUGGACAUUUACUCUCCUGUGCUUCCAACAUAAGGUUUGCUGACCUGUCUCCCUAGUGCUUUUAUCUUCUGGUUAGACAUUGAACUGAGACACACACACGGCAAGGAGCCAAGGUCUCUGUGCCGUUUCAUAGCGUACAGGAGUGAAGCGCUCAUCACUAGACAAGACUGACUUGGCAGCAGAGUCCACACAGCCAUUUCUGAGGGAGUCUCUGGACCAUGUGUGGGACAAUUCUGAGCUAAUAAAGCUCUACCUCACUCUGGUUUAUUAUUCAUUCUUUGGUAGUUAAGCUGAAAGAUAAUAGCUGUUUAAUCCAAGUUACUUCUGAAAGAAUGUUUUGUCUUUAUUAAUGUGACUUUUGACCUCACCAUUUUCUGAAGAUCUUGGUAUGAAUUAGAGAAACCUUUCCAUGUGGAAGUUUGUUCGUUAAGAGACUACAGCUGAUGGAGUUGGGAUCUCAAUGGUCCUACUCUAUAGGAUCAUUAAAAUACCUUAUUUGGGGGACUUGUCAGUUUUGACUAUGAUAUAGAUCUCCAGCAUUAGUUAUAAAGUCUAAAACUGGUACAUGUUAUAUGCUUUAUAAAGAACUUUACUUUGUCUAAUUUAUUGCAUAUACCAGCUUUCAUUGAAAAAUGACAGCUGCCAAGUUCAGACAAUCGUAACCAUACUCCUGCUGGCUGACUAGGACGCGGCACACAGCAGAGACGCUGGCUUCACCAGCCUGCACGGCCCCUCCCUCUGCUGCUGCGGUGUUCGGUGUCUUCAGCACUUAGCCACAGUUGACUUUGUGCAGACAGAACCUAGGGAGGACAGUGACUGCUGCACGGGAGCAGUCAGUGAGAAACAGCCCAGAGACCAUACAGACGCUCCGCAUAGCACAUGAGGGGCUUCCUCGUCACGGCCUGUGCCCAGUGUCCCUGGCCAGAAGAGACGUGCAAACCAACCCCCAAAAAUCUAUGCGGUUAUUUUUCUAUGUCAGCUAAUGGUUUGAAAUGCUUUCAGAAUGCAGAUUUAUUAAAAGGCAUAUGCAUGUGAA